Molecule: messenger RNA, 435 nt
Organism: Aspergillus aculeatinus CBS 121060
Lineage: Eukaryota; Fungi; Ascomycota; Eurotiomycetes; Eurotiales; Aspergillaceae
Product: RICIN domain-containing protein
Exons: 1
Coding region: 1-435 (144 amino acids)
Source: RefSeq, a predicted model, not a curated record
AUGAAAAUCCCCGUCAGCCUCAUCACAACUCUCAUAAACUCAGCCUCAGCCACCCUCGUAACGUACUACCAAAUCCAGCCCGCAGGCACCACCGACACCCUGCAUGCGACCGGGGAUCUCCGCUUCUACCAAGCCAACGACUACCUCAACGUAUGGGCCAUCAACCCCGUCGACGGCGGCGCCACCAUCAAGAACGCCUUCACCAAUAUCAAUUCGUAUAUCAGCUGUGAUGACACGUCGUGCACGUCUGUUGCUCAGCAGCCGACAACCUUCACAUUUGAGGACGCUGGUGAGGGGGCAUAUAGGGUCUGCAACCCUGCGGAUGGACUUGUUUGGACCGCUGCGGACUCCACCAUCAAACCCGCCCCGGCCGAUGGCAGCCCAGCGCAGAAGUUUUUGUUUCAGCCGGUGCAGAUGACUGUGCCUCCUUAUUGA